CCGAAAAGAAAUAGCUUCAAGAUGUCAGAUCGCAAGGCAGUCAUCAAAAAUGCGGAUAUGAGCGAAGAGAUGCAGCAGGAUUCGGUGGACUGUGCCACACAGGCACUCGAGAAGUACAACAUUGAGAAGGACAUUGCCGCCUACAUCAAGAAGGAGUUCGACAAAAAGUACAAUCCCACAUGGCAUUGCAUUGUCGGACGCAACUUUGGAUCGUAUGUGACACAUGAGACUCGCCACUUUAUCUACUUCUACCUGGGACAGGUGGCCGUAUUGCUGUUCAAGAGCGGUUAACCGGACAGAUGUAGGCUAGCAUGAUAGAUGUUCAUAUUGUACAAGAAAUAGCGAAUAUAGACUCGAUUACCUGAAAUAAAACACGUUCUGGAUGAAGCAUACAUA
Drosophila virilis is the source of this 396-nucleotide messenger RNA. Lineage: Eukaryota; Metazoa; Arthropoda; Insecta; Diptera; Drosophilidae. The record is from RefSeq and is a predicted model, not a curated record.